Callorhinchus milii (elephant shark) is the source of this 4842-nucleotide messenger RNA. It is a transcript of the gene abcc8, whose product is annotated as ATP-binding cassette, sub-family C (CFTR/MRP), member 8. Gene Ontology annotation, cellular component: membrane. The record is from RefSeq and is a predicted model, not a curated record. The coding region runs from base 46 to 4761 and encodes 1571 amino acids. The transcript is spliced from 39 exons. NCBI's taxonomy places the organism in Eukaryota, Metazoa, Chordata, Chondrichthyes, Chimaeriformes, Callorhinchidae. Gene Ontology annotation, biological process: potassium ion transport; transmembrane transport. Gene Ontology annotation, molecular function: ATP hydrolysis activity; ABC-type transporter activity; sulfonylurea receptor activity.
CCUUCCUCCUCCUCCGUGGAUUGUGCUCAGACCCCCAGUGCCACCAUGUCCUUGGCUUUCUGUGGCAAUGACAACGACACGGCGGCUUACAACGUGGACCAGGGGGUCCUCAACAACGGCUGCUUCGUGGACGCGCUCAAUGUGGUCCCACACGUAUUCCUGCUCUUCAUCACCUUCCCCAUCCUAUUUAUAGGAUGGGGCAGUCAAAGUUCCAAAGUGCACAUCCACCACAGCACUUGGCUGCACUUCCCGGGCCACAACCUGCGAUGGAUCCUCACUUUUAUUCUCCUGUUCGUGCUGGUGUGCGAGAUUGCGGAGGGCAUCGUUUCGGACGGGUUUUCGGAAUCCAGUCAUCUGCACCUCUACAUGCCAGCUGGCAUGGGCUUCAUGGCUGCCGUCACUUCGAUUGUUUAUUAUCACAACAUCGAAACAUCAAACUUUCCCAAACUAUUACUAGCCUUGCUGGGCUACUGGACUAUUGCCUUCAUCACAAAAACAAUAAAAUUUGCCAAGUUUUGUGAGCUGGGCAUUGGGUUGAGCCAGCUCCGCUUCUGCAUUGCUGCACUGCUGGUCGUGUUAUAUGGGAUGCUAUUGGUGGUGGAAAUCAACGUCAUCAGAGUGCGGCGUUACAUCUUCUACAAGCAUUCACGGGAGGUGAAACCUCCAGAGGACCUACAGGAUUUGGGGGUGCGAUUCCUACAGCCCUUUGUCAACCUGCUGUCCAAAGGUACUUACUGGUGGAUGAACACCUUCAUCACAACUGCACACAAGCGGCCGAUUGACCUGAAGGCCAUCGGCAAGCUUCCUUUCGCAAUGAGGGCCGCCACCAAUUACAUCGACUUGAAGGACGCUUAUGACGCACAAAAGAAGAAGACCUCCAUUGGCCCCCAGGGCUCAAAGCUGAUUUGGCGAGUGUUACGGCAGGCGUUCGGGCGUCCCAUCGUCCUCAGCAGUACAUUCCGCAUCAUGGCCGACUUACUGGGAUUCGCAGGCCCUCUGUGCAUCUCUGGGAUUGUACAUCACCUGAGCGAUGAAAACAAAACCUUCCGACCUCAGGUCAAACUGCAGGGAGUUUACUUCAUUUCGUCCCAGGAAUUCCUGGCCAAUGCCUAUGUCCUCGCUGUCCUUUUAUUUCUGGCCCUGCUUCUCCAAAGGACAUUUCUCCAGGCAUCAUACUACGUUGCCAUAGAAACUGGAAUUAACCUACGAGGAGCCAUCCAGACAAAAAUCUACAACAAGAUUCUCCGUCUGUCGACCUCAAACAUGUCCAUGGGGGAGAUGACAAUGGGGCAGAUCUGCAACCUGGUGGCCAUAGAUACAAACCAGCUGAUGUGGUUUUUCUUUCUCUCUCCCAACCUGUGGGCCAUGCCAGUGCAGAUCAUUGUGGGUGUGAUCCUUCUGUACUACCUCCUUGGAAUCAGUGCCUUAAUUGGAGCAACAGUGAUUGCAGUGCUGGCCCCAGUUCAAUAUUUUGUAGCAACCAAGCUUUCUCAGGCCCAAAGAAGCACAUUGGAAUAUUCAAGUGAGCGGCUGAGGAAAACUAAUGAGAUGCUGCGAGGGAUCAAGGUCCUCAAGCUGUAUGCCUGGGAGCACAUCUUCCACAACAGUGUAGAGGAGACACGGCGCAAGGAGCUGACGAGCCUCAAGUCCUUCGCUCUCUACACCUCCAUAUCAAUUUUCAUGAAUGCAGCAAUACCCAUCGCCGCAGUCCUUACAACGUUCGUGGUUCACACCCACCUGUCUGAGGACGCUGACCUCUCGCCAGCUGUGGCCUUCGCCUCCCUCUCCCUUUUCCACAUUCUCAUCACGCCUCUCUUCCUGUUGUCCAGCGUGGUGCGUUCCACUGUCAAGGCCGUCGUCAGUGUGCAGAAGCUCAGCGAAUUCUUCUCCAGUGAAGAGAUUGGAGAGGACCACGACCGAGCCACGGUGCAACUCAAUGUCGAAAGCAACAGCAUGUACCAAGCCGUACCCCUUAAAGUUAUUAACCGCAAACGGCCCACCAGAGAGGAAUGGCAUAAUUACGAUCCUCAGCCCAGGCAACAAAUACUCAGCACAGAAGGAGAUGAUGUUUGUAUCAAGGUGACCAGUGGGUAUUUUACCUGGACAACCGAUGGGGCACCGACUCUGUCCAACAUUGACAUCAAGAUCCCUCAAGGACAGUUGACCAUGAUAGUUGGCCAAGUUGGAUGUGGCAAAUCCUCCCUCCUCUUGGCAACUCUUGGUGAAAUGCAAAAAAAAUCCGGAAGUAUCUGCUGGAACAGCAUUCCUGACAGAGAGAUUGCGGACAGUGAUGGCAGGAGGAAGAGCUCAGUGGCAUAUGCUGCACAGAAGCCCUGGCUAAUGAAUACAACAGUAGAAGAGAACAUUAUCUUUGGAAACCCUUUUAACAAACAAAGGUAUAAGACUGUUAUUGAUGCUUGUUCACUGGAGCCAGACAUCGACAUCCUUCCUCAGGGAGAUCAGACCCUGAUCGGGGAGAGGGGCAUCAAUCUGAGCGGUGGGCAGCGCCAACGCAUCAGUGUGGCAAGAUCUUUGUACCAGCAGACAAAUGUGGUAUUUCUGGAUGAUCCAUUCUCAGCCCUGGAUGUCCAUCUGAGCGACCACCUGAUGCAGGAUGGAAUCCUCAAAUUGCUGCAGGAGGAGAAGCGGACUGUGGUGCUGGUCACCCACAAGUUGCAGUACCUGCCCCAUGCUGACUGGAUCAUUGCAAUGAAGGACGGGACCAUUCAGAGAGAGGGAACCCUCAAGGACAUCCAGAAUUCCGAUCCGGAACUCUUCGAGCACUGGAAAACCCUGAUGAACCGCCAGGAUCAGCAACUGGAAAAGGAGACUGUGGCUGAAAGCAAGACUGCAUUGGAGCGGAAGAACCUGCGGAGGGCAAUGUACUCCCGGGAGGCGCUCCUCAAAGUGCAGCAGGAGGAUGAGGAUGAAGAGGACACUUUGGAGAGUGACGAUGAAGACAACCUUUCUUCGGUUUUGCGGCAGCGAGCCAAGUUGCCCUGGCGAGCCUGUGGCAAGUACCUGAGUGCAGCAGGCUGCCUCCUGCUGCCUCUGCUCAUCCUCUCCCAGCUGUUUAAACACACAGUCAUGGUGGCCAUUGACUACUGGCUGGCAAAGUGGACGUCUGACGCCAUUCAGCUGAAGAUCGAGGCCGAGAGAACAAACUGUUCAAACGUCGAGGACUGCCGAUUCAGCCACUCCUCGUAUAGCAUCGUGUUCAGCAUUCUCUGCUGCCUGGGCAUUGUGCUGUGUCUGGUCACCUCCAUCGCUGUGGAGUGGACAGGCCUUAAAGUGACAAAGGAGCUACACAAGAACUUGCUCAACAAGAUCAUCCUGGCACCUAUGAGGUUUUUCGAAACCACCCCACUUGGGAGCAUCCUGAACCGAUUCUCUGCCGAUGCCAACACCAUCGAUCAGCACAUCCCUGCCACGCUGGAGUGUCUCAGUCGCUCAACCCUUCUGUGUGUCUCUGCCUUGGCUGUGAUCUCUUAUGUGACGCCAGUGUUCCUGAUUGCCCUCGUCCCCCUCGCUGUGGCUUGCUACUUCAUCCAGAAAUACUUCAGAGUAGCCUCCAGGGAUCUUCAGCAACUGGAUGACAGCACCCAGCUUCCCCUCCUGUCACACUUCUCAGAGACCGUGGAGGGUCUAACCACCAUAAGGGCUUUGAGGCAGGAGAGUCGCUUCAGACAGCAGCUACUGGAACACACUGACGCCAACAACAUUGCCUCUUUGUUCCUGACCGCUGCCAACCGGUGGCUAGAAGUUCGCAUGGAAUAUAUAGGGGCCUGUGUGGUUCUUAUUGCGGCUGUGGCUUCCAUCACCAAUUCCCUGUACUACGGCCUGGCCUCGGGUCUCGUGGGUCUGGGGCUCACUUACGCGCUCAUGAUUUCCAACUACUUGAACUGGCUGGUCCGCAACCUGGCAGACAUGGAAGUGCAACUGGGUGCGGUGAAAAGAAUAAACGCCCUUCUACAGAUCGAAACUGAGAAUUACGACGGACUCCUCUCUUCUGCCCAGAUUCCCCCAAACUGGCCCAAUGAAGGGGAGAUCAAAAUCCAGAACCUGAGUGUACGGUACGACAGCACCCUCAAGCCGGUCUUAAAGAACGUCAAUGCCCACUUCAGUCCAGGGCAGAAGGUUGGGAUCUGUGGACGGACUGGCAGUGGGAAGUCCUCCUUCUCUUUAGCCUUUUUCAGAAUGGUGGAUAUGUUUGAAGGGAGAAUAUUUAUUGACGGAAUUGACAUUUCCAAGCUCCCACUAAACACCUUACGAUCCAGGCUGUCCAUCAUUCUUCAGGAUCCCGUGUUAUUCAGCGGCUCGAUACGAUUCAAUUUGGAUCCAGAGAAAAAGUGUACAGACAGCAUGCUGUGGGAGGCUCUGGAGAUCGCACAGCUAAAGCACGUGGUGAAAGCAUUACCGGGAGGUUUAGAUGCAACAGUUACAGAGGGAGGAGAAAACUUCAGUCUCGGUCAGCGACAGCUCUUCUGUUUGGCCAGAGCAUUCGUGCGAAAGAGCAGUGUACUGAUCAUGGAUGAAGCCACAGCCUCUAUAGACAUGGCAACAGAAAAUAUUUUGCAGAAGGUAGUGAUGACAGCAUUUGCUGAUCGCACGGUGGUGACGAUUGCACCUCGGGUUUGCCUACUUCUGGAUGCAGACCAGAUCUUAGUUCUAAAGGAGGGCACGGUUGAAGAAAAUGAUUCUGUGGCCAAUUUGCUGGCAAGGGAUAGCACCUUUGCUGCUCUGGUGAAGGCCCAUCAGUAGAGCUGUUUCAAGAGCAUCGAGUGCACACAAUUUUGAAAGCAGAUUUAGUGAUCGUGAUGAGAAGAGGACAGAUUCAGGAGU